UAGCCAGGGGCGGACUGACAGCUCAUGGGGCCCCCGGGCAAUAGGGGAUCAUGGGGCCCUGUGUCCUUGCCCAAACUCAAAAAAGCCUAUGAAAAAGGUACCAGGGGCAUCUCAUGGGGCCCCCUACUGACCCCGGGCCCUCGGGCAGUGUCCGAGUUUCCAAAUGGUCAGUCCGCCCCUGGGCCUAGCAGAAAUUCACAACAAGCCUAAGAUAUCUAUACAUAAGGCUUCAUGCACACUGGACGUUAUGAGAACGCUGGUAAUAUUAGCUGUAUUGCAAAACAUUCUAAAAUGGUUUAUUUUAUUUUCUUUUCCUGAAAUCAG
This is a messenger RNA of Staurois parvus, 324 nucleotides long. Lineage: Eukaryota; Metazoa; Chordata; Amphibia; Anura; Ranidae. The record is from the annotation of a GenBank genome assembly.